Messenger RNA from Salvia miltiorrhiza (redroot sage), 2721 nucleotides. RefSeq lists its product as uncharacterized. The record is from RefSeq and is a predicted model, not a curated record. Lineage: Eukaryota; Viridiplantae; Streptophyta; Magnoliopsida; Lamiales; Lamiaceae. Bases 361 to 2532 code for a protein of 723 amino acids. The transcript has 5 exons.
ACAUCAAGUUGCUCCUACACCCGAUCUACAGGAUUCUACUCUCCACUCGACCGUUGCAAACCGAAAUAUUAGCCCCCAAUUGUAACGGAUAGUUUCUUCCACACAUAUCACAAUCACAGCAAAGAAAUAACCAAGAACUAAAAACCAACACCCUUUUGCUGAAAUUCCUUCACUCCAAAAACCCAAAAAACUGUCAUCGUUUUUUUGUCUUUUCCAAUUACUACCACCAUUGAUUCGUCCAAACAUUUCCGUAAUUACGUUUCUUGCUGCUGCCAAUUUUCAAUUUGAUACUGAACAACUCUGAUCGUCGAGAAAAUUCGUUCGGUUUGUUACUGAAUUGGAGAUUUGGGGGAAAAGGAAAUGGAUCUUCGAUGUAUUGACAUGGGUUGUGUUGAGAAAGAGAGCAGUCCGAAGGAGUCGAGGACGUCUGCUUCUAAGCUUGGAAAGAAUAAAGUAAAGGAUGCGAUGCCGUCUAGCUCAAAUGCAUUGAACAAACUCACAUCCCAAAUCUCUAAGCCUCCUCGUCGUAAAACUUCUCCCCUUAAUUGGUUCCCGCGGAAGAAGGUGGAACCUUAUCUGAAGAGGAAAAUAAAAAUGCUUCAGGAAGUAGAUGGUAUGCAUUUGACUCUCGAUGAGACUCUAGGGGAUUCAAAUCCUCAUUACUCGAGAGUGUUGAGAGAAAAGAUUGCAAUAAGAGAAGCUGCAGAGAAAGCAAUGGAGGCUAGAAAGGCAGCAAUGAUGGAAGCAUCUUGGUGUCGUAUACUUCAGGCAGCCAGGAUUGAAAGUAAAGAAGCAGAAGAGCAGCUAUCAAAAGCAGAACUUUCUGCUGCCGAAGCUUUUGAAGCUGCACGGGCAGUUGGGGUUAUCAUGAAUGAUGGUACACCGGAUUCUGCACCGAACCAUUAUAAAAUAGAAACAAUAUCUGGUAAAGGAGGAUCUACCACCCAUACGGUUUCAGCAACUUUUGAAACUGCAUUUGCUGUUGAUAAACAAGUAGCUGCUGCAGUUAAAACUGCUUUCGUUAAGCUUGCAAAUUGCCACUCUAUCAACAAAGACGAGUUUAAAGAGUUGUUGCACAAAAUCAGUGAGAACCCUGAUUCAGAUGACUUAUCAGCGGUCCUUUCGGAAUGUGAUGCUGGUUCAGACAAGGAAGCUGGAUCCUGUAAGGAUAGUUUGAAGAAGCAGAAGAAAAGACCAGAGUCGGAUAAGUUUAAUAUGACUAAUAUUGUCGAGAUGAUGCUUGGUCGACUCAAAUGCUUAAAAGAAGAUGAACUGGCCUCUCUUGCAACCAUAGUUGCAACAAGUGGCCUAAAUGCUGCAUUGGCUGAAACAGAAAACAGCUCGGCCAUUCAAAACACAGAAAACAGCUCGGCUGUUCCCAAAGUCUCGAGGAGAACGUCUGUAUGUGGGAGGACAACAAAGAGUUCAAGGGGGGCUGUCGAUGCUGAAAUUCCUAGCCUGGGCCAGUUUCUGGUUAAACGUUUGACAAGACUUGAAAGAGAGAUAUUAGAAGCCAAAAAUGCCAGAAAAAAUGAAGCUAGUGAUGGAAGCAAACGGACUGAUGAUGAGAAGCUUCUUUCUGCCGAUGAUUCAAGUUCGAGGUCUAAAGGGACGAUCAAGGAUGAUGGCACCAUGGUUCCAGACUUGGGAAGUGUACUGACAAAGCAUAAAUCAAAACUUGAGAAAGAGAUCGAAGAAGCAAGGACGAAUGGUACAUCAUCAAGAGGAGUUCCCCGUGCUAAACAAGAUGCUGUAGAUGUUCCUAGUCUAGAUAAAUAUUUGGUGAAACGCUUAACAAGACUUGAAAUGGAGGUUCAAGAAGCUCGGAACAGAAACAGAUUGGAGCCAACUGAAAAGUCGAGCACUCAGCCAUCAGAUGCUAAAAGUUCAGAAGAUAUCCCAUUUAGUGCUUCCGAAGGCAAAGAGAAUAUAGACCUAAACAAGACUGAGAACCGCAAGAACUUGUCUCAGGAAGACUCGGACACCCUUUUGCCAGAAGAUCAAAAGCGUAAGAGGAAAGAAGCACAAACUAGUUCAGGAUCAGAUCACAUGUUGCGAAGAGAGGAGCGAAGUGCUGUUGGAGUUCAGAAGAUUCAAAGAAAAGAUGAAGAAAACGGUGCAAAUUAUGAGAGUCUAGACAAAGUUCUAGUAAAGCAUGUCUCAAGACUGGAAAAGGAGAAAUUGGAAUAUUGUGCAGAUGAAAAAAUGCAAAUAAAACUGAAGCGCAAGGACACUGGUAGAGUAUUGGAAAGCAGUUUGGACCAAGUUCUAGUCAAGCACAAGUCAAAGCUGGAAAAGGCAAAAAUGGCUGCUGUUGAGCAACAAGAAGAGGAUAGCACCAGGCAUUCAGUUAGUCGUCGUGAAGCUAGGGAGCGAGAGAUGCAGGCAGCGUGGGGAGGCAUGAGCCUAGGAAACUCUAUGCGCCCUCAUGUCUCUAGGCUUCAAAGAGACAAGGCUGCUUGGCUUGAAGCCGAAGAAGAGGAGAGGAAUAGCGAAGCAGCGCAAGGAGUGUGCGAGGUGCAGUCUUCCUGAAGUUUGUAUGUAAUAAUGUGCAAGCAUCAAUUUUCCCCUUCUCUUCUUAUUCUUUUUUCAUACAUGUAUAUUUAUGUUGACUUAGCUGAAUAUCCAAGAGAAUUGAAGCUUCUUUAAGUCUGCAUGCUGUAGAUAGUAUGUUCAUUAUUUUGUGCAAGUAAAGAAGAAAGGUGAUUUAGUGUGGUGCAA